Molecule: messenger RNA, 2041 nt
Organism: Daldinia vernicosa
Lineage: Eukaryota; Fungi; Ascomycota; Sordariomycetes; Xylariales; Hypoxylaceae
Exons: 2
Coding region: 447-1913 (488 amino acids)
Biological process (GO): spliceosomal snRNP assembly
Source: RefSeq, a predicted model, not a curated record
AUCUGGUCGACCUUGAACAUUCUCAUUCCCAUUCCCAUUUCCAUUCUCAUCCACCAGGCUUCUUCCAAUUCUUAUCACGCAUAAUUCAUCUCCAAACAAAUCAAAUUAAUCCAACCCAACCCAACCCAACGCGUACGCGCAUUCAUUCCGAAUCAAACUGGUUGCCACCAUGGGGUCGAAGCGCACUGCUGAAAAUGACAGCGAGCAGCUGCCUAGAAAACUUCGUCGUCAACGGUUUUCCGGCUCCGUACGAUCAAUUCUUCCGGAUUUAACAUACGGCCAGCGAUCAGUGUUUGGUGACUCCGAGUGCCCGACAACUGUACCGCCUGAGGAUAGCGACUUGGACUGCGAAGAUGAUGCUGAGGCGCUCGCGUACCUGAAGUCUGUGCGGUGAUUAAUACUGACAUGGUGAGUAUAGAGUGCAAGCAUCCGCAAUCCCACAUGUUAUGGUCGCUAGUAAAGCUGGUCCGCAACUACCCAAGGCUCUACAACAAUCCACAGACGAUCUAGAAGACCGGCAAGACGACGAUAAUGAACCCAUCGACCGCAGCAUAUAUAAAGACGGCCGAGGAGACUUUAGAGGAUUCUAUCAUGAUGGAGCCUAUAUCGCGUACCCCCCGGGCUAUUUUGACAAAGAUGAGGAUGAGGAAGAGGAUGAGGACGAAGAUGAAAAUGAGGAUGAAUAUUAUGACGAGGAUUACAACGGUGAGGAGGGGGGAGAGCAAGAGGACCCAGAGUUGGGAUAUGACGAUGCGAGCGAUUAUGAAUCAAGCGAAGGCGGCCCGCGCAACAGCAAUUCUGACGAGAUCUACGAGGCGUACUUUCUAUCUCUCACGAAACGGUUCCUAGCUCUGCGCCAGGUUUUACUAGUAGACCCGCCGGAUCAUUUGUUAUAUUAUAAUCUCCCUAGGUCGAACCCAACCGAAGUGGGCGAGUUCGGCCCUAAAUCCGAUACGUUUGCGAAGUGGUCUGGCCGGCUCCGGGGUACGGACCCAUUACCUGCCCAGAUCGCCGGAAUGCAUAAAGACGGCGUUAUCCGCCUGAUACGCAUUAUCCUCGGUGGCAAGUUCCUACGUAAAAACCAGGAGCUCCGUGAACGCACGAGCAGGUGGAUAUGGGCGCUGCUCGCACGUCUUCCCGAGAGAGGUGAACUCGACUACCAAGAGAUCGGUUGGAUACGCGAGCUGGGUAAGAGAGCAGUCCUGCUCAUGGUUAGCUUGGCUGAGAUGGAAGUCCUGAAGGAACACUACGAUGUUGGUGAUAGUAAUGCCGGAAGCCAAGGCGAAGUCGAAGUCGACGAAGGCAUUGACGGGACAAGCCAAGUUGAAUGCUGUGACUACGAGGAUAUCGACAUUGAUGUCAAUGAUCCCGAGCCUCACUAUCGUGGCCCCGGCCAACCCCCGGGCGGUAGGGUGCCCAAGCUUGCCCCUUUCAACGGUACAAUCAAAAUUGAAUCCGAUACGGACACUAAUACCCCCAAUGGAAAAGAACCUGUCGGAACCGAAGUACCAUCUGAAGAAAUAAAACCGGAGCUAUCAGACGUCGAAAUGGAGAUAGAUUCACAGGAUGAGGAAGAGGAGGACGGGGAAGUAUCCGACGCACCCCAGCAGCAAACAGAACCCACGGCUGACAUAGAGAGGGCCAAGGCCCGCUUGCUCGAGCAGCUCAACAGCACCGCGGCCGACGAAAACGGUGAUAGCCCAGCGGAAGAGUUGCCUGCUACGGCGCUAGAAGAAGAGGCCUUUCUCGCCCUCGCGGCAGAAGAAGAGGAAGCGAAGACAGAGCAGCUCCGCAGAGCCAAGGUCAACGAGCGCGCUACCCUGAAUAUGAUCCUUACUGUAGCCGGUGAGUUCUACGGACAGCGCGACCUCCUGGAGUUCCGGGAUCCGUUUGGAGGGAUCCAGGUCGAGUAGGUGAAAGCGUAUGCGGUGUCUUGCACGUAGAUAUAUGAUCAGACUGCUGCUCUAUUCGCUCAAAUGUUUUGUAGUUGAAUAUAUAAUUACUUCCCAGAUAAUUAAUAAAUACAAGCUUAGGUACCUAG